CGCUCCUAAUUUUGGGUUGUUCUUCCUCCUUCCCCUCCUUCAAAUGAGAGGAGCCUGACCUCCCUCUCUCGUCUUCCCAACAUUCCCGCUCUCCUUCCUCCUGCCGCGGCGCUGUCGUGAUACGGCAGCUGCUGCGAGGCAACGCGGCAACCCGCCAUCCCAUUCGGAGGAGGGAAGGCAACGUUAACGGCGGCGCAUUCGAUAGCCUGCACACAUUACAUCGUUGCAGGGAAACCAUUGCACAGGACAUGGCCAACAGCGGCAGAGAGCACAAGCGUGGCGUUCCACGUCCACCACCAUUGUCGCUCUUCAUCGGUAGGGAACAAGAGGUCUCCAUGACCGCGCAGGCACCUGUGACGCGGACACACCCGGCCGCCGCCGGCAACAACAAGAAGAGGAUGCUGUCCAAGCAGCUGUCCAUGAAGGAGACCACCAGGGAGGUCAAGUGGGAGAAGCGCCGGCGGCAGAUUCAGCGGCAGAGAAGCAGCAUGGGCAUGUACGACGCUGACCGCGAGGCCAGCGCCAGCAUGAACGCCAUCGGCAACGGCGUGACCGACGAGGACCUUGACGAACUGAAGGGGUCUAUGGAGCUUGGGUUCGGGUUCAACGAGGAGAACGGCGGGCAGAACCUCUGCGACACGCUCCCCGCCCUUGACCUGUAUUUCGCCGUCAACCGGCAACUCUCAGAGCCCAAGAUGCGGGUGUGCAGCCGCUCGUUGCCAUCCCUUUCCAUGGCGAGAUCCUCAUCUUCCACACAGUCGAGCCCGGGCGGUAGUCCUAUGGCGCAGCACUCUCUCCUUGACUCGCUGAAAAUUUCCAGUCCAGGCGACAACCCUCAGCUUAUCAAGACAAGGCUUAGGCAAUGGGCUCAGGUAGUUGCUUGUUCUGUGAAGCACUCUAGCUGAAAACCUCUGCAACUGACUACUCUUCCUGAAGAACCGUUGUUGUACCGAUUGUUUCGAUAGCUGGCGAGUGAGAGGACAUGACCGGUGCUACCUAUUAACACAACGUCGUAACCUUGUUGCUCUGGUGACGCCCCAUGCAUGGCUCUUGUGCAUAGUUUAGUGCGUAUGUAUGUGCUGGCAACAUUUGUGCGCCGUCCCUGUACUGACAGGACAACAUUUGAUACAAGGACAUUCUUCAUGUUCAUCAA
Lolium perenne is the source of this 1153-nucleotide messenger RNA. RefSeq lists its product as uncharacterized. The record is from RefSeq and is a predicted model, not a curated record. Lineage: Eukaryota; Viridiplantae; Streptophyta; Magnoliopsida; Poales; Poaceae.